AGCAAAUCGUUUCGACAGCAGAACGGUUGGGUCUUAAGUGUAGUGAAGCAACCACCGAAAUAAAAAAGUGAAAGUUGCUGAAACACAAUUGCCAUUUUCUUUUUUUCCCGCUGUUGGGAAAGAUGUCCGCACUUCUUGGAGUGCAAAUUUGCGUUUUUGCAAUUUUUUUAGGGAUCUCAGGUGCCCAUCGUAAUGUCCUGCUUCUACUUGCGGACGACGGUGGUUUCGAGAUCGGGGCCUAUCGGAACAAGAUCGUCCAGACCCCGAAGCUGGAUGCCCUCGCCAAACAGAGUCUGAUCUUCAACAAUGCCUACGCUUCGGUGAGCAGUUGUUCGCCCUCGAGGGCAUCGAUCCUGACCGGAAUGCCGGAACACCAGAAUGGGAUGUACGGAUUGCACAACGGGGUGCACAACUUCAAUUCCCUGAACAAGGUGAAAAGCAUUUCGAAGAUCCUGAGCGACGCCGGUGUGACGACCGGGUUGAUCGGUAAGAAACACGUCGGGCCGGGAGAGGUUUUCAAAUUCGAUUACGAACGCACGGAGGAGCAGUAUCCAGUCAAUCAGGUUGGGAGAAACAUUACCAAUAUCAAACUGUUUGUGAGAGAAUUCCUGAGAGAAAGUAAGGAGAAGGAUCAUCCAUUCUUUUUGAUGGUGUCGUUCCACGAUCCGCACCGUUGCGGACACAUAACUCCUCAGUACGGACCGUUUUGCGAGCGUUGGGGAUCCGGCGAGGAAGGAAUGGGCUUGAUUCCGGAUUGGCAUCCGAUUUACUACGUUUGGGACGAGUUGAUCCUACCGUAUUACAUCCCGGACACUGAACCAGCUCGUAGAGAUGUCGCUGCCCAGUACACCACCAUCUCCCGCCUCGAUCAAGGUGUGGGUCUGGUACUCCAGGAACUCGCGGAUGCCGGUUUCGAGCAAGACACCUUGGUUGUCUACACGUCCGAUAAUGGACCUCCCCUACCGGCCGCUCGAACCAACCUGUACGACCCCGGAAUGGCUGAACCCAUGUUCAUGCGUUCUCCGAACCCGGAAAGCCGCCGAAACGACGUAACAUACUCUAUGACCAGCCAUCUCGAUCUGGUACCAACUUUCCUCGAAUGGUUCAAUGUCUCCUACCCGAUGGACGAACCAUUGACCUCUGAUAAUCUCGACACCAACGCAAUCGAUCAAACCCCGGCGAAGCCCCUUCUAACCGGCAAAUCGCUUCUUCCCCUUCUUUCCGCCGAACCUCCCUCCGAUCCAGAUCAAGCCGUGUACGCUUCCCAGUCGUUCCACGAAAUCACCAUGACCUACCCGAUGCGAGCCGUCCGCACCAAGCGCUACAAGCUGAUCCACAAUCUCAACUACCAGCUGCCGUUCCCCAUCGAUCAGGACCUGUUCGUGUCGCCCACUUUCCAGGACCUACUCCAACGCACCACCAACAAGCAGGACCUUCGCUGGUACAAAACUCUCCGGCAGUACUACCAGCGUCCCGAGUGGGAGCUAUUCGAUCUGAAGUUGGAUCCUGCGGAGAGGAAGAAUCUCGUUGGAAAGCCGGUGGCGAAGGAGAUUUUCGAGAAGUUAAAAGUAAAGCUAAGCAAGUGGCAGGAGGUGACGGACGAUCCGUUCCGCUGUAUGCCCGGGGGAGUGCUGCUGGAUACCGGUGAGUAUCUGAACAAUGCCACCUGCUUCAGCCUGGGACAGUGAGAGGAGAAGUUAGAUUUUAAAAGCGUGCGAAUCGAAAUAUACCCGCAAUGUGUUACGAAUGAAGUUUUAUAAACUGUUAGAUUUUAGGUGUUGGAAGCUUUUGGAGAUCUUUAUGUUUGUAUUGUAAUACAAUGUUUUAUAGAAAAU
Ochlerotatus camptorhynchus is the source of this 1835-nucleotide messenger RNA. It is a transcript of the gene Sgsh, whose product is annotated as N-sulfoglucosamine sulfohydrolase. Gene Ontology annotation, molecular function: N-acetylglucosamine-6-sulfatase activity; glycosaminoglycan binding; N-sulfoglucosamine sulfohydrolase activity. NCBI's taxonomy places the organism in Eukaryota, Metazoa, Arthropoda, Insecta, Diptera, Culicidae. The transcript is spliced from 2 exons. The record is from RefSeq and is a predicted model, not a curated record. Bases 123 to 1688 code for a protein of 521 amino acids. Gene Ontology annotation, biological process: glycosaminoglycan catabolic process; heparan sulfate proteoglycan catabolic process.